GUAUAAUAACACCACGACACCGUCGCCGCCUGCGCCCAUUCUUCUUCCAAAGGCGACAGCUUCCCGUCUGCUGGAUCGCAAUGCAGGGGGACGGCAGAUGCCAAUUCCCCUCUUCUGCCUCCCUCUCGCGAUCCACGGACGCUUAGCAUCGGUUAUCGCCUCCUGAGUCCCUCCAAAUCCGGCCUGUGGCCUCCAUUUACCCCCCGUCAAUACUAUGUCUCUUGGCCUUUCUUUGGCGACUCGCUGUGGCUUUUUGCGGAAGGAGGUGGUUUUGGUGGUCUUGAUCGAUCGUUCGCUGCAUCAGACUGCAGUAGGUGGUGGCUUGAAGUAGGAAACGAUCGCAUUCUUGACGGUUCUUUCCGGGAUUUCUUUUAGGUUGGAAAGAUAGUUGGAUCCAAAAUUUUGGAUUCUUGGGAAGACGUAUCAAGCUCUUCCGGGCUUCAAUUUCACUUUCCAAGCUGCAUGGAGUGCUAAAGCAGAGAUUGCUUGGUUAGUUGUUGAUUUUGAAGGGAAAGAAUGGGAAAAAAAGGACUUUUUUAGGCUUUAGAUGAGGUUUCGAUGAUUAGAACGGGAGGGGAUCUUUUCAAGAGUUGCUGUGUAUGGGGCGGGGUGCAUUUUGGACUCAUAGAAAAUGCCGGUUGGAGUGGACGAUGGGAUCUGAGUGCAGACAGAGGCACCACGGUCUGAAGCUCGGCGGCGAAGCGAAGGCGGAGAAGCUGAAGGGCAGAUCCAAGUUGAAGCUUUGGAUGGUCAGGACGACGACUACGGUGCUGCUAUGGACGUGCUUCCUCCAGCUCAUGGCGCUGGGGGAGACAUGGGGGCCGAGGGUAUUGAAAGGUUGGUCAUCUUGCGUUACCUUCUCGGAUUCACCGCUCUCCGUCAAACAAGUUACUCCAAGCGUUGAGAAGAUCGUUCUUCCACCGAAAAGAAUCUACAGAAAUAAUGGGUAUGUAAUGGUUUCAUGCAAUGGUGGGCUUAACCAAAUGCGAGCAGCAAUCUGUGACAUGGUUGCUAUUGCAAAGUAUUUGAAUGUGACACUCAUAGUACCGGAGCUGGAUAAAACAUCAUUUUGGGCUGAUCCCAGUGAGUUCCAAGAUAUAUUUGAUGUUGAUCAUUUUAUCACCUCAUUGAGGGAUGAGGUACGGAUAUUAAAAGAAUUACCACCUAGACUAAAAAGGAGGAUUAAACCGGGAAUAGCCUACUCUAUGCCACCUGUUAGCUGGUCUAAUAUAUCGUAUUAUCAAAAUCAGAUUCUUCCUUUGAUAAAGAAGUACAAGGUUGUGCACUUCAACAGGACAGAUGCAAGGCUUGCCAAUAAUGGCCUGCCUUCAGAGAUCCAGAAGUUGCGUUGCCGGGUGAACUAUGCUGCUCUCAGAUUUACCUCUCAGAUCGAAGAGUUGGGUAGGCGGGUAAUUAGAAUUCUGCGACAGAAUGGUCUUUUUUUGGUUCUCCAUUUACGAUAUGAAAUGGACAUGCUGGCAUUCUCUGGAUGUACCCAUGGUUGCACUAUUGAAGAGGUAGAAGAGCUGACAAGAAUGAGAUAUGCAUAUCCUUGGUGGAAAGAGAAAGUUAUUAACUCUGAAGUGAAAAGGAAAGAUGGUCUCUGUCCUCUAACUCCAGAAGAGAUUGCUCUGAUCUUGAAGGCACUGGACAUUGAUCACAAUAUCCAAGUAUAUAUUGCUGCAGGAGAAAUAUAUGGUGGUGAAAGGAGAAUGUCUGCCCUUUCCGAUGCUUAUCCAAAUGUGGUAAGGAAGGAAUUGUUACUGGGACCCUCAGACCUUAGAUAUUUCCAGAACCACUCAUCACAGAUGGCAGCAUUGGAUUACAUGGUUUCUCUAGAGAGUGAUAUCUUUGUACCUACAUAUGAUGGCAACAUGGCUAAAGUUGUUGAAGGCCAUCGCAGAUAUUUGGGUUUCAAGAAAACUAUCAUACUGGAUCGGAAGCUUUUAGUUGAGCUGAUCGAUCAGUAUAGUAAUGGUACAAUUGGGUGGGAUGACUUCUCUUCAUCAGUGAAGGCAGCUCAUGCUAAUCGCAUGGGAAGGCCUACCAGGAGAGCAGUGAUUCCUGAUAGACCAAAGGAGGAGGAUUAUUUCUAUGCCAAUCCCCAAGAGUGCCUUCAACAGCCUGAUGAGCCAUGGACAUCAUGAGUUCUUUAUCAUGGUAUUGAUCUCUUUAGAACACAUUUGUUCAAAGAAAACCAUCAGAGCGAUCCUUCAUGAAGGUGGCCCUUGUUGGACCAAGAUCUAAAAGAUGUAGGUUUUGCUUAGAAAAGGUAAACGCAUAGCAAAGAGGUUAUUAGCACAUUGGAGGAGUGUUUUUCAUGCAGCUGCUGGAUAUACAUAUUUAUAGCAUAUCUUUCAUUCUUCUAAAUAAGAUUGAUUCCUGUGUAGAGAGGUGAGUGAAUGUGAGAAAGUGAGGAGGGAGAUCCAACUUUCAGGUUAUCUCAGCUGCAUGUACAGGAGAUAGAACAGAGAGGAUUGUUCUUUUUAUGGAUUGAAGAUGUUGCUGAAAGAUACUUCCUUCUCUUGAGGCAUUGAUCACUGAUGGAGGUAUAUGGGUAAUGGGGAUCCUUUUAGUUUAUUGAUCUAAUAAUGGUUUUCUUUAUCAUUGUUGCACAGUGAUGUAAAAGUUAAGCCUUUGGUGUCCAAUAGGUGUUUGAUAUUGAUUAAUAUUGUGCAAUUAAGUUA
This is a messenger RNA of Musa acuminata subsp. malaccensis (wild Malaysian banana), 2687 nucleotides long. RefSeq names its product rhamnogalacturonan I rhamnosyltransferase 1. Gene Ontology annotation, cellular component: cytoplasm. The record is from RefSeq and is a predicted model, not a curated record. NCBI's taxonomy places the organism in Eukaryota, Viridiplantae, Streptophyta, Magnoliopsida, Zingiberales, Musaceae.